Molecule: messenger RNA, 4437 nt
Organism: Synchiropus splendidus (mandarinfish)
Lineage: Eukaryota; Metazoa; Chordata; Actinopteri; Syngnathiformes; Callionymidae
Gene: fam13a
Product: family with sequence similarity 13 member A
Exons: 25
Coding region: 260-3448 (1062 amino acids)
Biological process (GO): signal transduction
Source: RefSeq, a predicted model, not a curated record
UCUGAGGGAGGAAGAGGAGGACGAAGAAGAAGACCUCAGGGUCUGGAGUUGCACACGUUCUGGAUCCGCCGGCAACGUAUCUGCUCUAGGCUCGCCGUGGAACUGGAUUUUGGUGUUUGAGUGACUUCUUAAAAUGGAAGUUGGGGACUGUUGCCGAGGCCGGUGCGGAGUUAGUGGCGGGAUCUAGCGGGGCGAGAGUUGAAGAGAGCAAGUUUCUUCUCCACAUCUGUGUCUGUGCAGGCGUUUUCUCGCUGGAAGAAUGGGGGCUGGAGCUUUAACCAUCUGUCACAACGAGACGGCGAUACUGAUCAAGGAAGACAUGAAGAAGAUGGUGCACUUGCCGAUCCUUAGACCCAGGCCAGCAGCGGCCAAGUACACUCAGCUGUUUGGGGUGCCCCUCUGUGAGCUGCAAGAGAAGUGCCAGGUGGAGGACGGUGUGCCUCUAGUGGUGAGGAGGAUGGUGGAGCAUCUCCGCAGUCAUGCUCUGCAUCAUGAGGGUUUGUUCCGAGUCAGUGGAAACGUCCGUGCUGUGGAAAACCUGAAACAGCAUCUGGAGAGUGGCGAUGACGUUGACUUCUCACAUUCCGAGCCAUGCACAAUUUCCAGUUUACUCAAGAAGUUCCUGAGGGACCUGCCAGGGGGCGUGGUGGACUCAGCUGUACAAAAGGUGCUGAUUCAGCACUAUAAAGACAGUGGCGAUGAGCAAUCCUGGUCAGAAUUGAAGGAACUUCUCCUGCAGCUUCCAAGUGUCAACUUGAACCUGCUUCGCUACCUGUGUCAGUUCCUGACCGUGGUGGCGCUGCACCAGGAGGACAACCGCAUGACUGCACUCAACCUUGCCACCGUGCUUGGACCCAGCGUCUUCCAUGUGUCCCCCGGCUUUGAAGCGCUGAUGGAGCAAAACAUCUGUAACAAAAUCAUGGUGAUGCUCAUCCAAAACUACAGCAGUAUUUUUGAGGACAACGCAGAGAAAAGUGCUGUCGCAGAGCCACAGUCGACGUUAAUCGUGGUGAAGGAGGCUCAGCUGACUGACACACCACGUAGCAAAACACCGACACCAGUUCCCAGAGUACAGACAAAUCUGGCAGAUGUUGAAGAGUCUCUGUGCGAGCCAUGCUCCGUCCAUUCAAUAAAGAGACACAAGAAGGUGAGGAAAGGCAGGAGUGACGCUAGAAGACGGAUCAUUACUCGUCCCAUCUGCUCCGUGGAGGUGCCCCGUGUGAGGCCUCGCUCCAUGCCAGAGGAUUUGCCAGUAAGAGGCUGCAGUCCAGAGGUGAUGGAGAAGCUUACUGAGCGUUUGGCUCAGGAAGUCACCGUCUCUGGCCCCACACACCUCUGUGUCAGCUCUUCUGAUGACACGAAGGCCCUCCAAAGCGGCAAGAACGAAGACAGACCAAUCUCUCCCUAUUACAUGAGUUCCCACCUCUCAGCCAUCAACUGCAGACCUGAUGUGGUGAACAUCCUGGACAGAACAAUACGUUCCACGGUGGAGGAGCUUCUCUUUGAAGUGGACCACUCGAGGGAUCCUGUUUCAGAUGACUGUGACUUGACCUCUUGUCAGCCUUCUCUGAGAGUGACGCAAACUGCCAGACAGAGACGUCGACACUGCAGAGAGCGACAGGAAGAGGGAAUACAGAAAGAGAGAGACAGCAGAGUCGCGUGCGCCGAGGAAGACACCAACAAGGAGAACAUCCCGGCGAGUGGAGAAGGCAGCACUGCUUGUGUUGGAGAGAACAGGAGGAGUAAAGUUGAACCACGCGGAGGUCUGAAUUUGCACAAGGAACGUAGCGCGAGAGCCAGGAAAUCCAGCCCUAUGCUGGUUCUGAAGACUGACCGUAAGGACACCCAAACCGAGUUUUCAAGUGUUCCUGGGAUGUACGAACAAACUGGAGUUGAACACACAGAGACUUUAAGAAAAGGGAGUGACAGUUUAAGACCCGGAGUGUCUCACCUGUCCUCGCAGACGCUAAGGAUGAAGAUCCAGGAGUCGCCUGUCUCUUGUGACACAGGGAGGAUCGGCGGGGGAGAGAUACGAGGCUCCGAUCCAGACUGUGACUGUGAGGACAUUCCCCGGCUUGACCUGACAGCACUUACUGAGGACAACAACUGGGGAGAGCCGGUGCCAGCAAACUCGCCGUUGCAGAGGGAAAGCAUGGACCGUGACGAGGCUCGACUGUCGCCCCACGCAGGAGGACGCCUGAUUCGCCAGCUGCUGGAGGAAGACAGCGACCCCAUGCUGUCUCCCCGUUUCUACGCCUACGGCCAGUGCCAGCAGUAUUUGGACGACACCGAAGUGCCGCCGUCGCCGCCAAACGCUCACUCUUUUGUCAGUCGGCGGAGAAGUUCAUCCCUGGGCUCCUGCGACGACGAGAAGGAGGAGUUGACCACGGCUCAGCUCACCAAGAGGAUUCACGUUCUGAAGAAGAAGAUCCACAGGUUUGAGGAGAAGUUCGAAGAGGAGCGCAAGUACAGGCCCUCUCACAGUGAUAAGGCUGGAAACCCCGAAGUGCUACGAUGGGUGAACGAACUGGCCAAACUGCGCAAAAUGUUGAAGGAACACAAGAUCAUCAAAUCUGAAGAAGACCUUCCUCCUCAGACCCGCCAGCGCAGCAACACUCUCCCCAAAAGCUUCGGCUCUCAGCUGGAGAAGAAGCCGCAGCAAGAAAAGGUGCCGAAGCCGCCUGUGGAAAACACGCUGGAGGCCAUCUUAAAGAAGCUGCAGGAGAAGAGGGAGGAGGUGAACAGACCCGAGGACAUAAAGGAUAUGACUCGGGAGCAGAUCAGCGCAGAGAAGGUGGCCCUGCAGAAGUCGCUCCUGUACUACGAGAGCAUCCACGGCCGGCCUGUCACCAAGAGCGAGCGGCAGGUCAUGAAGCCGCUGUACGACCGCUAUCGACUGGUCAAGCAGAUCCUGUGUCGGGCCUCCACCAUUCCCGUCAUAGGUUCACCCUCCAGCAAGAGGCGGGGGCUGCACCUGCAGCCCAUAAUAGAGGGCGAAACGGCACUUUUCUUCGAAGACAUCAAGGAGGAGGAGGACGGCUCGGAGGACGACGGCGACUCCAAGAGCCAGUUCAGCGUGACGGCGCGGCCGGACUUCAGCGUGCUGGGCUUACUGGAGCACAUGGAGGAGGAGGUGGACGGCUUCAUCUCCCCCGUGGACCAACUCUCCCCGUCCAAGACCUCCAUGGACAUGAGGCUGUCCAACCUGCACUCGGCCGACAUGCAAGAACUCGUGGAGCAGCUGCAGGAGGCUCGAGAGGAGAAGAAGAGGAUCCGCAAGAGUCUGAAGGAGUUCGAGGAGGAGUUCUUUCGACAAAACGGAAGGAACGCUCAGAAGGAGGACCGCUCCCCUCUGGCAGUGGAGUACAGCGAGUACAAACACGUCAAAGCCAAGCUGCGCUUGCUGGAAGUCCUCAUCAGCAAAAGAGACUCCAGCAAGUUCAUCUGAAUCCUGAAGCCACCGGGAGCAAGGCCUCGACGCUCGGCGCCGCAACAGUCGGAGCCACAACUCUCGGCGCUCUGAGCCUCGUCUCUCGGAGCUGCAACACUCGGAGUCACAACUCUCGAUGCUCAGAACCUCGACACCCGGAGCCGCGACACGCUCCGCACGUGUCCCGGGCGGGUUGGACUGGAUACGAAGCGGCAGAAUCACAAGUGUAUUCAUCCUAAUUUAUUUCUCUAAACGUCUGAGCGGGAACAUUUUACUAGACGAGUCUUAAAUGAGAUAUUUUUGAAAGAAGGAUUUGGCGAUUCACCUGUAUUUUUGUACGAGCGCUCACGGCAACACUAUCAGAUUCAUGUUGUACAUAAAUGUUCCCUGGUGUCUUCGACCUGGAUCCCAGCAGGAGGUCGUGAGUGACAUCUGCCGUCCUCUCACAUAAGCUACUUUCAAAAUCACUCCUGCGAGUCGACGGAAUGAAAUUUGGGCUCAAAGCUCGUGUUUAUAUCGGUGUGUAGAUAUUAUCGACUGUGUACGUUUACAUCUCUGUGGACAAGUACAGUUUUCUCUUCUUCCUGCGAGGUGGAGUGCCCAGUGUGAAUUUUGUUGUAUUGAAUGUAAACACUGGAAAAGAUGGAUGAAUUCAGAGUGUGUACAUUUUAGUACAUAAAACUAUUUGUAUUUUGUAUAUAUAAUGAAUGAAAUCUUAUUUUUACUGCUUUUUGUGGUGUGGAUUUUCUUCCUCUAAGAAACACAGAGUCCAGGUCAGUUUUAAAAGACUUCAACUGAAAUACCAACACUACUUCCUGCUGGGGUCUGUACUUCAACACCCCUCAGGGACCAAUACAAAACCAUUUUUAUACACUUUGUGUAUAUUUGAUUCAUAUAUAUUUAGGAACAAAACUACUUUUAGUAUACUUGUACUGUAUUAUUGAAGUGUGCUUCAUAACUAUAAGCUGCAUUUCAAAGUACACAUUGAGGAGGUGACACUUAAUACU